AUUAAUUUUUAAAGAAGAUAAAUUUUCUUAUUGGAUAUAUAUGUAUCGGAUGCGUUUUGGGAUCGAUAAAGUAUUUGCACUUUCUAUUUCCGAGUGUAGGAUUCAGGUGUUGUAGGAAAAAAAGAUGAAAGAGAUGAAAAGUGCGCAAAGUGCAAGUUCAAAGUGCAUCGCCUCUUGGGGUUAUUUCAGACGUUUAUAGGUUAUUUCUGUCACGAGCCGGUCGAAAAUGUUCGCGCACGAUGUAUUGCAACAAUUUAAUAUAUUAUUUGCGUUAUCGGGAUAAAUUUUCUCGUUGUGCCAUUUUUUAUUAAAACAAUUGAGUAAUCAUUUAGGUUAAAUUCCAAGUUCAAUAAAGAUGUUGUAACCUCAUGCUGUAACCAUGAACAAAUUUUUCUCGUUAAUUAAACAAAGCUUGCGUUUGCAACUGCGAUGUAUGAGCACGACUGCGAAACCAAGGCAGACACCGUCCGAAUAUUGUUUGCAGCUAGUUAGGAAAAGCGACUAUGAGAACUUUCUGUGUACGUUGUUACUCCCGCAGAGUAUCAGAUCAGCAGCUUUCGUGAUACGUGCAUUUAACGUUGAAGUGGCUCAAGUAGAGGAUCAAGUGAGCGACAAUAAAAUCGGAGCUAUGCGACUGCAGUUUUGGACUGAUGCUCUGAACAACACUUAUAAUGAUCACCCACCUAGAAGUCCAGUAGCAAUGGAAUUACACAGGAUUCUCCAGGAACACAAGUUAUCCAAGCAUUACUUCAAGCGUCUAAUCGACGCUCGUUCAGACAAGUUAAGUAGUUCGAUAUUCGUAGAUUUAGAGUCGCUCGAGAGAUAUUGCGACUACACGAUGUCGUCGUUAUAUUAUUUACUGUUAGAGGCUCAAGGCACAGCGAACGUAAACGCCGAUCAUGCGGCCAGUCAUUUCGGCAAGGCGCAUGGUCUGGUUACUUUGAUUCGUUCCGUGCCGUAUAACGCCCAUAAAAAAGUUAUGGUACUGCCGCAGGACGUCUUACUGAAAAACGGUGUCUCCUCUGAGUCGGUAUUCCGAGGACAGCUGAGCACUGGAUUCAAAGACGCAAUAUUCGAUGUCGCUUCUUGCGCAAAUCGACAUCUGCAAAUGGCAAUGUCACUUAAGAAAACGGCAGGAAAAGAUCUCAACAUGAUAUUUUUGCCAAGAGUCUGUGUAGAGAAUUACUUAGAAGAACUGAGGAAAGCAGAUUUUAACGUUUUCCACCCAGUACUGCAAAGGAGAAAAGGUUCUCUCCCAUUACAACUGCUUUGGCGGAAAAUAUGGCCUUAGUGAUUAAAGUUAGAGAUAUUUGUAAGAUAAUGUUUUAUUUUUAACCUU
Molecule: messenger RNA, 1339 nt
Organism: Dinoponera quadriceps
Lineage: Eukaryota; Metazoa; Arthropoda; Insecta; Hymenoptera; Formicidae
Gene: sicily
Product: NADH dehydrogenase (ubiquinone) complex I, assembly factor 6
Exons: 4
Coding region: 380-1291 (303 amino acids)
Biological process (GO): biosynthetic process; mitochondrial respiratory chain complex I assembly
Cellular component (GO): mitochondrion
Source: RefSeq, a predicted model, not a curated record